Messenger RNA from Octodon degus (degu), 939 nucleotides. Its product is annotated as olfactory receptor 5K4. Gene Ontology annotation, molecular function: odorant binding; olfactory receptor activity. The record is from RefSeq and is a predicted model, not a curated record. Lineage: Eukaryota; Metazoa; Chordata; Mammalia; Rodentia; Octodontidae. Gene Ontology annotation, biological process: G protein-coupled receptor signaling pathway; sensory perception of smell. Gene Ontology annotation, cellular component: membrane.
AUGGCUCAGGUGAAACACCCCUUGACAACUGAAUUCAUCCUGCUAGGAUUCACAGAUUACCCAGACUAGAACAUAUUUCUGUUUAUCCUGUUCUCUGCCAUCUACCUCCUCACCAUGGUGGAGAAUCUAGGUUCAGUGGCCUUGAUUUACAAGGAGCAUUGUCUUCACACACCAAUGUAUAUCUUUCUGGGAAACCUGGCUCUGAUGGAUGCCUGCUGCUCCUGUGCCAUCACUCCCAAGAUGUUACAGAACUUCUUUUCUCAGGACAGAGGGAUUUCCCUCUAUGAAUGCAUGUCACAGUUUCACUUUCUCUGUCUGGCAGAAAAUGCAUUCUGCUUUUUGGCAGUAAUAGCCUACAACCACUAUGUGGUCAUAUGUAGCCCUCUGCAGUACCACCCCAUGAUGUCAAAGAAACUCUGUAUUCAGAUGAUUAUUGGGACCUUCAUUUUUGGUAAUCUUCGUUCUAUGAUUCAUGUUGGACUUCUAUUAGGGUUAACUUUUUGCAAGUCUAAUCAAAUUAAUUAUUUUUGUGACAUCCUUCCAAUGUAUAGACACUCCUGCAUGAGUGCUUUUAUUAAUGAACUAACCACAUAUAUUUUUUCAAUGCCAAUUCAGAUAAUUAAUACUGCCAGUGUCUUGUUUUCUUACUUCUGCAUUCUUUGUACAAUUUUCCAAAUGAAAUCUAAGGAAGGCAGAGGUAAAGCAUUCUCUACCUGUGCGUCCCACUUUCUCUCUCUCUCAAUAUUCUUCAUUUGUAUUCUCAUGUAUAUUUGACCAUUUGAAAAAAAUGAUAAAGAUAUACCAGUGGCAAUCUCUUAUACAAUAGUGAUUCCAUUAUUAAAUUUUAUAUAUAGCCUGAGAAAUAAGGAAGUAAUAAAUGUCUUAAAAUUUAUGAGGGCUUAGAAUAUUCUUAAAUAUGUUUCAUCUAUUGCAAAUUGA